Messenger RNA from Ailuropoda melanoleuca (giant panda), 1951 nucleotides. RefSeq names its product G protein-coupled receptor 152 (gene GPR152). The transcript has 2 exons. Bases 102 to 1637 code for a protein of 511 amino acids. The record is from RefSeq and is a predicted model, not a curated record. Gene Ontology annotation, molecular function: G protein-coupled receptor activity. NCBI's taxonomy places the organism in Eukaryota, Metazoa, Chordata, Mammalia, Carnivora, Ursidae. Gene Ontology annotation, cellular component: plasma membrane. Gene Ontology annotation, biological process: G protein-coupled receptor signaling pathway.
GCCAGAGCCCUAGGCAGGCAGGCACGCCCUGCUCCUUCCGGCCAGCGGCCCGCACCUCACAGGCACCGGCUCUGGGGCCCACGGCACACGGGGGACGUCAGAUGGACACUGCGAUGGAAGCCGACCCAGGAGCCACUGGCCUCGGGCCCCGCACAGAGCUGGACGAUGAGGACUACUAUCCCCAGGGUGUCUGGGACACGGUCUUCCUGGCGGCCCUGCUGCUCCUGGGGCUGCCGGCCAACGGGCUCAUGGCGUGGCUGGCCGGCUCGCAGGCGCGGCAGGGAGCGGGCACGCGGCUGGCCCUGCUCCUGUUCAGCCUGGCCCUCUCCGACUUCUUGUUCCUGGCGGCGGCGGCCUUCCAGAUCCUGGAGAUCCAGCGCGGAGGGCACUGGCCGCUGGGGACGGCGGCCUGCCGCCUCUACUACUUCCUGUGGGGCGUGUCCUACUCCUCCGGCCUCUUCCUGCUGGCAGCCCUCAGCGUGGACCGCUGCCUGCUGGCCCUGUGCCCGCGCUGGUACCCGGGGCACCGCCCGGCCCGCCUGCCGCUCUGGCUCUGCGCCGGGGUCUGGGUGCUGGCCACGCUCUUCAGCGUGCCCUGGCUGGUCUUCCCAGAGGCCGCGGUCUGGUGGUACGACCGGGUCAUCUGCCUGGACUUCUGGGACAGCGAGGAGCUGCCGCUGCGGAUGCUCGAGGUCCUGGGGGGGCUCCUGCCUUUCCUGCUGCUGCUCGGCUGCCACACGCUCACCCAGGCUGCCGCCUGCAAGACCUGCUGCCGUCGCCAGCCACGGCCCGCGGCCCGCCGUGGCUUUGCCCGUGUGGCCAAGACCGUCCUGUCGGCCUACGUGGUCUUGCGGCUGCCCUACCACCUGGCACAGCUGCUCUACCUGGCCUUCCUGUGGGACAUGUACCCCGGCUACCUGCUCUGGGAAGCCCUGGUCUACUCCGACUACCUGAUCCUGCUCGACAGCUGCCUCAGUCCGUUCCUCUGCCUCCUGGCCAGCGCCGACCUCCGGGCCCUGCUGCGCACCGUGCUCUCCUCCUUCGCGGCUGCUCUCUGUGAAGAAUGGCCCGGCAGCUUCUCACCGGCCGAGCCACAGACCCAGGUGGAUUCUGGGGCUCAGACUUUGCCAGGGCCCAUGGCCGGGGCCCAACCCCAGGUGACCUCCAUGGCCCAGCCACAGGCCAACCCCACAGCCCAGCCACAGUUGGAUUCUGUGGCCACCGCACAGGCGGAUCCCUCAGCACAGCCACAGCUGGAUUCUGUGGCCCGUCCACAAUUAGAUUCUGUGGCACCCCCACAGGCGGACCCCUCAGCACAGCCACAGUUGGAUUCUGUGGCCCCCCCACUGUCAGAUUUUGUGGUCCAGCCUCCGCUGAACUCCUCAGCUCAGCUGCAAGUGAACCAUGAUGCCCAGCCCCGUUUGGACUUUGUGGCUCAGCCACAAGUGAGCCCUAAGGCCCAGACCCCCGGACCCACUGCCAGCUCAGCCCCCAGCCCCUGCGAUGAAGCCUCUUCUGCUCCUUCCACCGAUCCCGCCCCAGAAGCCCCUGAGAACCCAGCAGUGCCUCCUGCCUCUGACGGAGAAAGCCCCAGGAAUGUCCCCCCGCAGGAGGCCCCUGGAACAGGCCCCACAUGAGGGUCCAGGAAAGCCCAGGCCCAUCAGGGUAGUGGAAGAGCUUGAGGGAGACAGAGGAACCAGCCAGACGGAGAGGAGGGGAGCCGUGGAGGCAGUCAUCAUGGAAAACCCCACCCAGUCCCCUGGGCCUGGCAGGAGGACUUUGGGGAAGUGAAAAUGAAGCACCAGAAAGUCCCAGGCAGUUUGUCGUGAGCGUCUCGCCCCUACGCAGGUCCCAUUCCACUUUUCCACGCUUGCCCUACCCCCAGUGGCCCAAUAGCCAGAGCCGAUGCUCCCCUGUGGGGGGCACUCGGCCCAAGAGUCUCCCCCUAGCC